GCGCGGUCGUGCUGCGUGUCCGCUAGUCCGAGCGCUCCCUCACAUCCAUCCACGCAAUCCGUCGAGAGCUCCCUGCAUAGCUCCUUUCAUCCAUCCCACCAAUCCAUGUUUCAGGCGCUUGUUGUCCUGCCUCGAUGAUCAAGCGCCAGCAGUCAAGCCCUGCUGGACGCAAGAUGCUGGAAGAAAGACUCGACUUGGGCAGACCAGCCUAGCCAGAAAGAAUCAAGAUCGGGAAAGAAGCUCGAGUCGGGCUGCGCAUAUACCUCUUAUUCACGAUGUGACCCGCUGCUAUUAAAGGGUAGGCACUGUCUCUCAGAACCCCGAGCCCCUGCUUCCGUCGUGCCUCUUCAGCGUUCGAGAGACGACUACCCCUAUCCCCAGCCUUCCGCUCUUCGCACCUCUCGUCAAGAAGCAGACUCUUCCGAUUCCAUCGUCUUCUUUACACGCCUUUGCUCGUUCAUGGACGACAUCAACGAUUCAGACUUGGACGCUCAGCGCUUGGCCAACGCCGCCGCCAUCGACUCGGACACUGAAUCUUUGCCUGGUCGCCAAUCCAUUCAAGCGUGUGUCAACGACCUUGCAACCAAGCUGGGAUCGGCACAAUCAGUCAAGAUGCCUGUUGAGCGACAAUCUGAACAAAUGAACGCGCCUCCGCCUCCACGACGAUCUGGGAGACUGCAAAAGCAGGCGUCUAAAACUCAUAAGCAAAAUCAUAAGCAGGCGGCACAAACUCAUAAGCAAAAUCAUAAGCAGUUUGGACACAUCCCGGACGUAGUUGUCGGAUCCUGGUGGUCGGACAGAGAGGAAUGUUCUGAAGCUGCAGUGCACGCUCCUACUGACAAUGUGAUCUCUGGCAAUCCUCGCAAAGGCUGCUGGUCAUUGAUUCUCACAACUGCACAUGAAGUCGAGGAGGACGAAGGCGAUACUUUCAUCUUCUUCGGCAGCGAGCCGAUCAAACCUACCGGAAAGAAGACUCACCACCAAUCUCUCAGCCACGCCUCGAUUGCGACUCUCAAGAAGAGUGUUGAAACAGCAGAACCGAUCCGCGUGGUUCGCGGCUACCAAGUACAGAAUUGUUUUGCGCCUCUCAAAGGCUACUCCUACUCUGGACUGUACAGUAUCAAGUGGUCCACGAUGCUGCGCGGACCGGCCGGCGCGGUCGUUCACUGUUUCUUUUUCGUACGAUGCGAGCAUCAGCCUUCUUUGCCGUCCUAUGACCGGGACUCGUCGCCGUACCCCACCUUGAGCCCUCUACAAGAAGAGCAUGCCGCUGAUGCUGACGACGAAAAUGACGACGACGACGAGUCGAUUCACUCAGGCCCUGUUCGAAGCCAAGAUCCGACCUACGUCGCCAAUGUCCCACUACCAUGGAACAGUCAUGCAGGCGCUGCACUCAACACUGCGCCGGGACUCGAACCACUUCCCGACUCCACUCUCGGUCUCCCUCCUCACACCGAUAGAGGCCACGACGACGAUGCAGAUGCGGCGGCCGUCUCUCAGCUUCUUGGGGACGAAACAUCGCUUCGCGACCUCGACAACUCCAUCACAGCAGCCUCAUUCACUCUAAAGCGCGCCGCAGAUGAGGCACUACAGCCAACCACCGGCGACGACGACAAGCAAGUUGACGAUGAGGUCACCGGCGACGACGACAAGCAAGUUGACGAUGAGGUCCAGCUGAUUUCUGUGUACCGUCCAGAAUUCGACUCGGCCAGCGGUCGCAACCGUCGCAUGCGUCUCGAACGUCAAGAACGUCGUAACCAACUUUCGAAUGGCGGAGCAGUUCAAAGUUCGCAAGCACUGCCAUCAACCAGCAAUCAAGAUGGCGACGACGUCGAGAUCACCAUGCAGCGGCGUCUCGGUCAACCUCGCCUCGCUGUCUGGACUGGAAACGGCCAACCGCCCAUUCCCAGCAUACAAGACCUCGGCGACGCGGAUGCCUACGCAUCUCAGCGCGCGCGUCGUCGACGUCGCACAGAGCCAAGCCCACAUAUCUGGCUCCCUAACCAUCCAAUCUUUUCGUACGACGAUCCUUUUGCCCGCCUGCCAACUCCACCUCCUGGCUGGGACUCGGCCGUCGAAAUGACUCCGCCUCCCGGCUGGGACUCGGCUGUUGAAGUGACGGCAUAAGGGUCGAGGGUCCGGGAAGCGUACACUUCCUCUACCUGGAUCAUUAUGCCGUCAUUUCAACAGCCGAGUCCCAUCCCGGAGACGGGAUCCUUACAUCCACUUCUUGUGCCGAGUCCGAGGUGCCCCUGCCCCCGCGUCGAGCCAUGUAGACGCCUGUCAAGUGAUCAUUCUAACGUCGAGUGACUGCUGAAGACGCCUCUCAAGUGAAUCAAUACAUCC
This is a messenger RNA of Ceraceosorus guamensis, 2346 nucleotides long. RefSeq lists its product as hypothetical. The coding region runs from base 460 to 2127 and encodes 555 amino acids. Gene Ontology annotation, biological process: protein ubiquitination; negative regulation of gene expression via chromosomal CpG island methylation. Gene Ontology annotation, molecular function: ubiquitin protein ligase activity. Lineage: Eukaryota; Fungi; Basidiomycota; Exobasidiomycetes; Ceraceosorales; Ceraceosoraceae. The record is from RefSeq and is a predicted model, not a curated record. The transcript is spliced from 3 exons.